Molecule: messenger RNA, 1348 nt
Organism: Cuscuta campestris
Lineage: Eukaryota; Viridiplantae; Streptophyta; Magnoliopsida; Solanales; Convolvulaceae
Source: the annotation of a GenBank genome assembly
GCAACCAUCGAAAUCCGAUCUCCACCACUGGCCGCCGUACGCAGAGCUGCAGGUCUCUCUCCUUAAUCUCCAGCUAUCGUCAUGUCUUCAUCCGCCUCCUUCAAGUACCAUGUUUCUAGCCCUGUCCCGGCGAUUCCCAAGUCCGGCGAAAUCCACGUGAUAAUCGGCCCCAUGUUCGCCGGCAAGACCACCGCUCUCCUCCGCCGCAUUAAAUCCGACUCUAACAGUGGCAGAAGCGUCGUGAUGAUAAAGUCGAGCAAGGACACCAGAUAUGCGGUGGAUGAAGUUGUGACGCACGACGGCACCAAGUUCCCCUGCUGGGCGUUGCCGGAUCUCUCUUCCUUCAAGCACAGAUUCGGAUCUGAGGCCUAUGAAAAGGUGGACGUGAUCGGCAUCGAUGAAGCCCAGUUCUUCGAGGACCUGUAUGAUUUCUGCUGCGAAGCUGCAGAUCUGGACGGCAAAACCUUGAUUAUUGCCGGCCUUGAUGGCGAUUAUUUGAGGAGGAGAUUCGGGUCAGUUCUGGACAUAAUUCCCCUGGCCAACACAGUCCAGAAACUGACAGCGAGGUGUGAGAUAUGCGGGAAGAGAGCCUUCUUCACCUACAGGAAGAUCGACGAGACUCGGACGGAGCUCAUAGGCGGGUGCGACAUGUACAUGCCGCUGUGUCGCCAGCAUUAUGUGAAUGGAAUCGGGCCUGCGAAAACCGUGUCUGAUGAAGAAGACUCCCACCAGAAGAAGGUGUUGCUGCUGCUGGAAUCCUCCAUUGAAGUUGCACCAUUGUCUUGAAACUUUUGUGUAUAAUAUACCGAGUAGUAUUUAUUCAGGUGGGGAUUUAAAGCUUUGUCUUUGUAAUCUUUAAUGUUGUUUAAUGUGUGUAAAAGCUCUUCUUAAAGUUCUCAUAAUCAAGAAUCAAGAUAUAUGUCUAGCCUCUAUGUAAUCCUCCCUGACUUGUGAGUCAAAAUUCAUUCCAUUAAUUUAAAGAGUUUGGGAUACAAUCAAAUGGAGCAAAGUCCCAAGACGAACAGGAUUGUUGACCAAAAGCCUCAGAGGCUAAAAUAUGAGGGAAAUUAAAAUGACGAGAAAUAAAAUCACAAGAACAAAAACUGAAGGAUUGCAUAAGCGAUUUGCACUGAAGAAUAGUCAUCGCUUCAAAAGAUGAACCCACGAACCGAUGAUCACUGAUGGAGCGUAUUAAAGUCAUGCAAUCUGAAAAAACCUGGACUCUUGGAACGGAUUUGUCUUUGAUCCAAGUUAAAGCUUCCUUGAGAGCCAAAGCCUCGGCCAUAAGCGGGUUCAAACAGAAAUUGAGUUUACCAUUGAUAGCCUUCNGGCGUACUUUAGGUAGGGG